Messenger RNA from Mesorhabditis spiculigera, 925 nucleotides. NCBI's taxonomy places the organism in Eukaryota, Metazoa, Nematoda, Chromadorea, Rhabditida, Rhabditidae. The record is from the annotation of a GenBank genome assembly.
GGAACUGAAGUUGUUGCGUACACUCUGCCAUGACAACGUUAUCGACAUGAUCGAUGUUUUUACUCCCGACCCCGAAGUAUCAUUGCUCAACGACGUCUACUUCGUGUCGAUUCUCAUCGGUGCCGACUUGCAGAACAUCACGAAGAUCCAGAGACUGGGAGAUGAUCAGGCCCAGUUAUUAAUCUACCAGAUACUACGCGGCCUGAAGUACAUCCACUCUGCCGGUAUUAUCCAUCGCGACCUAAAGCCGAGUAAUAUUGCCGUCAACGAGAGAUGUGAGGUUAAGAUUCUGGAUUUUGGACUGGCUCGACCGGCUGAUAUCGAAAUGACAGGCUACGUGGCCACACGUUGGUACCGUGCCCCUGAAAUUAUGCUAAACUGGAUGCAUUACUCGCAAACUGUUGACGUUUGGUCUGUUGGUUGUAUCAUGGCGGAACUGAUCUCCGCGCGGCCAAUAUUCCCUGGCGAUGAUCACAUUGAUCAACUGACUCGCAUCAUGGGUGUCGUCGGCACACCAAAUGAAGAAUUUUUGAGCAAGAUCCAAUCAGAAGAGGCGCGGAAUUACAUAAAGAACUUGCCACGCAUGCCUCGCCAAUCCUUCAGCGUUUUGUUCCCGAAUGCAAGCCCAGAUGCUGUAAAUCUGCUGGAACGCAUGCUGGUCCUUGAUCCGGACCGGCGCAUUACCGUGGAUGAGGCUCUACGUCAUGAAUACGUUAAAGAGUGGUGGGCCCCUGAGGACGAGCCGGUGGCCGAACAGCCCGUAUCCACUGAUGCCGAGGAGGAACAGGCUCAGACUCUCGACGAUUGGCGAGAGCUAAUUUGGCGCGAGAUGGGCAUCUUCCACCGUUCUCCACGGCACAUCAGCUGCUCCGCCAGCAUCCAGGAUCUAGAGAACAAACUACGCCCGCUACCCGUAAUCCACGAU